CACUCAUUCACUUCACUCAUUACUUUCAAUCAAUCACACUCAUUCAGAAUCACCAUCAUCCGAAUCACCAUCACACUUGAUGAUCAAGUAAUCCAAGAUGACUAACUUCAAUCGAAUCAUUCAAACCAUCAAGUCUAUCAAACAUUCAGCUUCUCAAACUAAUUUAUCAGAUCAUCAUCAUCAACAACUUAAUCAGCAUCCUACUUCCAAUCCAUCUUUGUCAUCCACCAUGAUUAAUCAUCCAUCAUUACCAAUCUUAUCUCUUGAGAUUCCAUCUGCUCAUUUACUUACAAAUCAAUUCAAUCCAACACCAAACACUUCAACUCAAGAUGAUCAAAACUUAAUUGGUGAGGAUGUCGAUCUGGACAGUAGUUCACUUCUUUCCCUUCAAUCUGAUCGUUCAAGUAGUCCUUGGGUAGAUUUAGGUCAUAGGAUCACUACUCUUGAUUCUACUUCUCAUUUCUUAAGUUCAGGUGGUUCUAGUCUUUCUCCUGCUGGUCAUCGAAGAACUCAAUAUGUUCAUUUCGGUCCUACUCAACUUACUGAACUCGUUAGAUUAUGUUCUCCUAUGAUCUUCCAACGUGGUCUUGAUACUCUGGGUCUCUUUAGACCUUGGCGUACAGCUGAACGUAGUCUUCAUAUCGGUCGAUUACAACUUUUGUUUAUUAAUUAUUUACUUCCUAGUCCUCCUUCAACUUUAGAAUCUCAUCAUGAACAGAAUCCAUCUCUCACUACAACUCGUUCGGUAAAAGUUGAAGAUGUUCAAGAUGAAUUAGUUUUUACUUUGGUUCAUGAUCUGAUUCAUGUACUGAAAUGGGCUAUUCGUCAUCUUUCAUAUCAAUCCACUCGAUUCGCACUUCAAUCAACUUGGUACGAAGAAUUCAGUCGAACAGAACGUGAAAAGGGUUAUCCUCAGAAUGCAUAUACAUCUAUCCUAUUACCACUCUUACCUAAUCCAACUCAAGAUUUACUGGAUUCAAUCUUUCAAUUAUUAUCAGCUGUGGCAGCACAUGUAGAUCAGAAUGCGAUGCCAGCAUCUCAAUUAUGUAGAUAUCUUGGUUUUUGGAUCUUAGGACGUGGUACAGAUUCGUUUGUUAGCUUUGAUCAUCUUUACUUGGAAUGGGAUCGAUCCUCUCGUGCAUUCGAACAUCUCUUCUUGGCUUAUCUUCGAUCUCAAAACAAAUUACCUAAACGACUUAAAGAAUUAGUUGGGGUGUAUCCUUUGAAACCUGCUGCUUUAGUCUUUACUCCACGUUUUACUACUAAAGUGAUCAAAGUCUUGAAAGUUCAAAUCACUACUUUUGCGAGUCCUGUUCAAGAACCUAUCGAAUCGAAACAACAGGAAAAUGUUGAUAGUCAUCAACGUUCAUCAAGUCUUCGUCGUCAUACUCGUACUCCUACUGUUCGUCAAGCUACUCGUCCUCCUAGUCUUCGUCAAUCUACUCGCACUCCUAGUCUUCGUCAAGUCGCACGUUCCUAUUCUCGUUCCCGACGUUCGGCUUCAAUUUCUACUAGCACACCAGCUUCUGUUCCGCCCCCACCAUUACCUCAACCACGUGGACCGCUUGAUAUUCUAAAGGCAGCAAGUGAAGCAGUUUUGAGCAAUGGUCAUGAUGAGGAAUCACUUACCAAGUCACCUUCCUAUAAGAUUUGGCAAACAGCCCUUGAGCAAGCCAAGUCUUCAGAUCCGCUUCAUCUUCCACUCACGGAGAACUCUAUACCCAAAUCAGAGCCAUUAGUCAGUUUACUCGACAAUGAAACUUUACGUGUGAUUCAACUCACCCGACCUCAAGCUGUUACCCAACCUAUCAUACACGAACCAACACCCAACCCAUCUACCGAACCUAUUCCUACUUCUUCCAAGAGUCCAUCAAUAGGUCGACCUAGAUCAUUUUCACUUGAUGUUUCUCCACUUCAUUCGACACCUGUCCAUCUCACUACACUCUAUGAACACAGUUGUUCAUCCCGAGUACUUUUAUCUACCAAACCUUUUCUCGAAACCCCUCUGAGCUCUCAAGAAGCUUCAGUUGGUUCAUCUUCACUAGGACCUACAACUUCAUGGGCCGAGUUUGUGGCUUCUGGUUUUUCUUCUUCUACACAACAUCCUGAAACUCAACUUGUUACACCUGAACCCAUCGAACUACCAGCACCACCACGUGCAAGUAUGUCGACGGUUAGGAGUGCAGCAACUACGGUUAGAAGUGCAGCCACUACAGUUCAUCAAUACAAACGACGGACCAUCACUCGAGCAAAACGGCAUAAAGGGUUUACACCCUCGAUCCGAUCUUUCAAAGCUGAUGAACAACUUACACCUCGAAUAGAUACCCCACCACCACCACUCCCUCCUCUUCCACCUCUCUUGAGUUCAGUAAGCUUGAUGAACGUAGACGAAGCUUUUCCUGAUGUAUGGUUAGAUACGCUUGGAGAACCGAUGAUCCGAUCGAAAUGGCCUAACUUUGUGUUCUCUGGCUUAAGAAAAGAGAUUUCUAGAUCAGAUCAGGAUCAAAAGAUUUCUCAUUUCUUGGUUGAGGAAUCUAGAUUGGAAUCUAAACGUGAGGAAGAAGAGAUGGUCCAGAUGGGUCAUCAAGGUAUCGUUCCAUCGGAGCCUCGUCUUGUUAAUCCGAAUCCUGUUGGGUUAGAAGAGUUGGGUGUUAUGAGCCAAAGUGAAAAUGCUUCACAUCUAAACCAUAUACCUAUUGAUGGUGCUGGAUCAGAAGGAACUCAUCAAGCUUUGAGCAUCAGUUCAAUGUUUUUGAGUUUGGGUAAACAUUCGAAACGGUGGAUCUCGGGUUUGUUUGAUGAUCAUCAUUCUCGUUUGGGAACUCAUUGGAUUAAUCAUAAGAAUCAAAAAACGAAACUUACUAGUGAUGUUGAAGGUUAAGGGUUAAGGGUUGAGCUGCUUGGGAUGUUUUUUGGGGAUCAGGCGGGGUUUGUUGCGCUUGAGGAUUAGAGAAGAGUAUCUUCCAUGGAUGUGGUUUGUGGUUUGUGGUUUGAGGUUGGGGAUUGGUUUAGUGGAAUCAUAUUUGAUAAGUGAUAGGUUUCUUUUGAAGCAGAUUAAAGAGGUUUUGGGAUCAAAGAAACUUUGGUUUUGGUUUUGUUUUUUUUUCAAGUUUUUUUUUUUUGCUGAAAGUACCUCGUCCUGAAAAGUUAAAGUUGAACAGUUUGAUUUGUUUUGGUUUGAUUUUUUAUUAACUUCAAGAAACUUUUUUAAUUGUUAUUUCAAGUUUCGCUUUUUUAGUUUCCUUCAUACACAUUAUACACACAUAAAGAAUACGAUUCCAAGAGUUUUUUCAUUUACCCUUUGCUUUGAUAGUUUCAAGUACUUACUACUCUUUUUGCAGAACUCGUCUCUCGUUUAUUUAUUGAUGGUUUCGAAUUAGAUUGUUUUGUUUUUUUUCGCAGACGCAGACUGUUUGGUUUAGUUUAUUGUACAUAUAAACGUUUAGAAGUUGUGUGUGGAAAGUGAAAGUUGUUAGUGAAGGAUUGGAUGGGCAGGGGUAUUUAUAUACAAUGCAUAUAGUAAUUUUUUAUGUUGAAGGGAAAUAUGAACAAUUUUUCUUUGGUGGAUUUGAUUUGGUUUUGGUCGUUUGGAUAUACAUAUUUGAAAUUGAUUUUUUUUUCAAAGUGGU
Molecule: messenger RNA, 3629 nt
Organism: Melampsora larici-populina 98AG31
Lineage: Eukaryota; Fungi; Basidiomycota; Pucciniomycetes; Pucciniales; Melampsoraceae
Exons: 3
Coding region: 98-2881 (927 amino acids)
Biological process (GO): signal transduction
Source: RefSeq, a predicted model, not a curated record